Molecule: messenger RNA, 425 nt
Organism: Staurois parvus
Lineage: Eukaryota; Metazoa; Chordata; Amphibia; Anura; Ranidae
Source: the annotation of a GenBank genome assembly
UGUGCUGUGUCCCUCGGACACAGCGGAUCACCGAUCCACGGAAAGAGCCUAAGAUGUCGGCUCGGUCAUGUGAUCAGCUGUGUCCAAUCACAGCUGGUCACAUCAGUGCCACCUGUCAGUAUCCAUCAUUGUCAGCUCUCAGUGCUCCAUGCCACCUGCCAGUGCCACAUUUCAGUGCCCAUCAGUGCCACAUCAAUGCCACAUAUCAGUGCCCAUUUGAAUUGCCUUUCAGUGUCAGCCAUCAGUGCCAGUCAGUGCCACCUAUCAAUGCCAGUCAGUGCCUCCUAUCAGUGCUGCCAUUUAGUGCCACCUAUCAGUGCCAGUCAGUGCCGCCUAUCAGAGUGCAUCAGUGCCGCCUUAUCAGUGCCCGUCAGUGCUGCCUAUCAGUGCAGCCUAACACUGUCAGUCAGUGCCACCUAGCAGUG